Molecule: messenger RNA, 621 nt
Organism: Humulus lupulus (European hop)
Lineage: Eukaryota; Viridiplantae; Streptophyta; Magnoliopsida; Rosales; Cannabaceae
Exons: 1
Coding region: 1-621 (206 amino acids)
Source: RefSeq, a predicted model, not a curated record
AUGGAAUAUCUUACUCGGAGUCUUCAAUUGGCAGCUCAAGAUUCUGUUUUUAGGUUUUACCCUAUGUGUAAAAGUCUUAAACUUCUUAGUUUAUGUUUUGCUGAUUAUCUGAUUUUAAUUUGUAAAGGAUCUCUUUCUGAUGUUCGAGUGCUCAAGGAUGCUCUAGGGGAGUUUAGUUCUGCUAUAGGGCUCCAUAUUAAUGCUAGCAAAUCUCAUGUAUUCUUUGGGGGAGUUUCUGCUGCUGAGAUACAACUUACAAAAGGGACAUUUCCUCUUAAAUAUGUAGGUGUUCCUAUGAGACCAACUAAAUGGAAGCAUGAAGACUGUGACAUUAUCAUCCAAAAAUUCAAAAUGCGGUUACAUACAUGGGCAAGUAGACAUUUAUCCUUUGCUGGCAGAAUCCAACUCAUUCAUUCAGUUCUCUUUGGGCUGCAGAACUACUGGAUGAGCAUUUUUGUGCUUCCCCAAAGUAUUAUUAAGGAAGUUGAAAAACUUUGUCGUGGCUUUCUCUGGGGAGUUAAUGGUAAUAGAAGCAAGAUUCACAUGGCAUCUUGGACGAAGGUUUGUCUUCCUAAAGCUUAUGGAGGUCUUGGGUUCAGAAAUGGUUCAGUUUGGAACUGA